This is a messenger RNA of Cryptosporidium muris RN66, 324 nucleotides long. RefSeq lists its product as uncharacterized. The transcript is spliced from 2 exons. The record is from RefSeq and is a predicted model, not a curated record. Bases 1 to 324 code for a protein of 107 amino acids. Lineage: Eukaryota; Apicomplexa; Conoidasida; Eucoccidiorida; Cryptosporidiidae.
AUGAAGUUAUUUAGGACAUUCAAAUUUAUUACAAGUUAUUAUAGUGGAUUAAAGAUAUCUCCAAAUAAUUCGUGUAUUAGAUAUUUUGCUAAUAGUUAUAAUACUAAGCAAAAGGUAUCUGAGGUUACAACUAUUAUGCAAAAUCACUUCGGUGGAACAUAUUCUGAGUUAUUAAAUGGGUGUCCUCAAAAUUUAAUAACACAGGGUUAUCCUGAAUUUGAUAUAAUAAAAAGUAUAACACAGCUCAAAGUUGGUUUUGUAACUGGUGUUGAAAAUCCCCAAUAUCCAACUAUAUUAGGUUAUUGUAUUGCUGAGAUUAUAUAG